This is a messenger RNA of Medicago truncatula (barrel medic), 1754 nucleotides long. RefSeq names its product cytochrome P450 71D11. The transcript is spliced from 2 exons. The record is from RefSeq and is a predicted model, not a curated record. Bases 76 to 1602 code for a protein of 508 amino acids. Lineage: Eukaryota; Viridiplantae; Streptophyta; Magnoliopsida; Fabales; Fabaceae. Gene Ontology annotation, molecular function: oxidoreductase activity, acting on paired donors, with incorporation or reduction of molecular oxygen; iron ion binding; heme binding.
UAAUGUUUGAGUUUUGAUGGUAUGUAAACAGAAACUGGUUGGACAUGACUCAUAAUAUUGCUAUACUGGUUUUCUAUGGCUCUAGAAGUCAUCUACCUGUCUUAUCUUUUCUCCUUUGUUCUCUUAGCCCUUGUUUUACAAAAAGUAGGAAAGAAGCUCAAGAAAACAGAUUCAACUUAUAACCUCCCUAAAGGGCCUAUAAAGCUACCAAUUAUUGGAAAUUUACACAAUCUGUUAAGUUCUCAACCACAUCAAAAACUAAGAGAUUUGGCUAGAAAAUAUGGACCCUUGAUGCAUCUUCAACUUGGACAGAUUUCCAUGGUUGUAAUUUCAUCAUCUGACUGUGCUAGGGAGGUGAUGAAAACUCAUGACAUUAACUUUGCAAUAAGGCCUCCAUCGCUAGCUUCGGUGAUAAUUUCUUAUAAUUCUACAGGUAUAGCUUCUGCUUCUUGUGGUAAUUAUUGGAGACAGCUAAGAAAAAUUUGCACAUUGGAGCUUUUGAGCCUAAAACGCGUCAACUCUUACCAGCCAAUUAGAGAAGAAGAGCUCUCUAAUCUUGUCAAAUGGAUUGCUUCGAAGGAAGGAUCACCCAUCAACCUCACUCAAGCUGUAAUUUCUAUAAUAUACACCAUUGUUUCAAAAGCUGCCUUUGGCAAGAAGUUCAAAGACCAAGACAAAUUUAUAUCAGCAGUAAAAGAGUUAGUAAAGGUGGCAGCAGGUUUUAACUUAGCAGAUUUCUUUCCUUCUAUUACAUGGCUGCAAUAUUUCACUGGUUUAAGGCGUAACCUUGAGAGGGAGCAUCUACAAAUUGAUCAGAUAAUGGAAAACAUCAUCACCGAGCACAAAGAGGCCAAGUCAAAAGGCAGUUAUGACCAAGCUGAAACAGAUCAAGAUCUGGUAGAUGUUCUCAUAAAAUAUGAAGAUGGCAGCAACAAGGAAUUUUUCUUGACCAAAGACAAUAUCAAGGCCAUAAUCUUGGACAUUUUUGGUGCUGGAGGCGAGACAUCAGCAAGCACCAUAGAUUGGGCAAUGGUAGAGAUGGUAAAGGAUCCAAGAAUAAUGAAGAAAGCACAAGAUGAGGUGAGAGAGGUUUUCAAAAUGAAAGGAAAGGUUGAUGAAAAUUGCAUCAAUGAACUCAAUUAUUUGAAAUUAGUUGUCAAAGAAACCUUAAGGCUACACCCUCCGGCACCUCUUUUGUUACCGAGAGAAUGUAGUCAAGCGUGUGAUAUAAAUGGUUAUCACAUUCCGAUUAAGACUAAAGUGAUAAUCAAUGCUUGGGCAAUUGCAAGAGAUUCAAACUACUGGACUGAACCAGAGAGGUUUUAUCCAGAGAGAUUCAUUGAAAGCGAUAUUGACUAUAAAGGGAGUAACUUCGAGUACAUUCCUUUUGGUGCCGGAAGAAGAAUAUGCCCAGGGAGCAUAUUUGGUUUGAGAAAUAUUGAGCUGGCCCUAGCAAUGUUGUUGUAUCAUUUUGACUGGAAGCUUCCCAGUGGAAUAACAGGUGAAGAAAUGGAUAUGACUGAGGAAUUUGGACUCACGGUGAGGAGAAAAGAUGAUCUUUUAUUGUGCCCUUUUGUUUAUCAUCCUUUGCAAGUUACAUGAGCUUCACUAGAAGAAACUGAAAACUUUGCAAGUGUACCAAUAAUGUUUUUAGCAGAGUGCCGAAAACAUACCUUCUUCCGGUCGAAAUAAGUGGGCUAUGCUUGGCAAUAAGAGUUAAAAUAAAUGAAGAUUGUUCAACUUAACCAUGUUUA